Arabidopsis arenosa is the source of this 989-nucleotide messenger RNA. Lineage: Eukaryota; Viridiplantae; Streptophyta; Magnoliopsida; Brassicales; Brassicaceae. The record is from the annotation of a GenBank genome assembly.
GAAACCCUAAUCCACAAUUUCUCCUUAAUUGCACCGGAUUUGUGGUGGGAUCGUAAAUUCAAUCGAAGAGAUGAGCUCUGAUUCGACCAACAAUGGCACCAUCGAGAUCACGUACAAAACCAUCGGCCCAGCUCGGCCGUCUCAAAUUCGAGUGGCGUCUCAUAUCAAAGUUCGUGAUCUGAGAAAUGCAAUUGCGGAAAUGGGUAAAUUUCCCGUUUCAAAUUUGAGGAUGAUUCUUCGUGGAAAGGCAUUGCAAGACGAAGAAGAUGGAGAUGAUUUAUACGUUACGCUCAAGGAACAAGAUUCCUUGAUCGUUGCUGUAAUACCAAAUCCACCAGCUGGAGCUGAGACCUUUGAUGAUGAUGAUGAUGAUUUGAAGUUUAAGCUCCCACCAUCAGCAAGCCGGUGGAAGAGGAAGUUCUACUACUUUCUGCGUAACAAGUUGAAGCUUCCAGAUAUCAUUCUUAUGGGACUUUUCUCUUUAAGUCUAAAGAUGUGGGUUAUUAUCACCUUGUGGUUUAUCUUGGCGCCUAUUGCACAUCAGUGGGACCUGGGCCCUAUAUUUAUACUAGGGACUGGCUUUUCAAUCAUAUUACUCAAUCUUGGUAAACGGCAGCCUGGUGAUGUCAGCGCAUAUUCCAUAUUCAACGAGGAUUUUAGAGAGCUCCCGGGUACAUAUAAUGCAGAUCGUAUAGACCGGGACAUACGAGCAGGCCAGAUAUAAUUCAGAAUUGCAUCAUCAAAACCAUUGCUUGGUCAGAUUCACACAACAGAUGAAAAAUACUUAUCGGUUAUACCCAAUGAGCAACCAAAAGAUCAGUUUUUUGUCCUGUCUGAUUUAGACGACACAACACAAAGCACGACAGUACUUGAGACCAAAAUUCCUAUUGAUGUACAUGAUCUAGUCUUUUAGAUUCCAUGAUCAAUGGUCCGUGUUGUACUCGAAUAUUGAGAUUCCCUUAUAUAUAAAAUAAAUAAAGUGUAUGAUA